UCUCUCUUUUGUUUCUCUGUCUCUUUCCUUUUCGCCGGAAUCGUCGUCAUUGAAACUCAGAGCACGCUUUAGCAAUAAACUUGGCGAAGCUAUUUCAGAUUCAGAGGUCGAAGUUGAAGGAAAGAUUAGAGGUCGGAGUAUCGGAUGCUGAAUAAGCUCACGCACGGCGUUUUCACGUACCGUGCCAGCCUCACCGCCAUGUUAUCUUCUUCAACCUCUGCUGGUUUAUCGUCUUCGUUCGCUUCUACUAGGAAUUCAUGGAAGUCUCCGGGAUUUCUCAGUUCCGGUAUAUUCUCUGGUGGCGCUUCGAUGAAUCGUGUUUCUUUUCACGUUCAGUCUCAUCGCGCAUCAGCUGUUCGAUGUUUUGCCUCUUCAGGCGGUUCUGAUAGAAUUCAGGUUCAGAAUCCUAUCGUUGAAAUGGACGGCGAUGAAAUGACGAGGGUGAUAUGGAGUAUGAUAAAGGAGAAACUUAUUCUUCCUUAUCUGGAUUUGGACAUUAAGUACUUCGACUUGGGGAUUCUGAAUCGUGAUGCUACUGAUGACAAGGUUACAGUUGAAAGUGCAGAAGCAGCUCUUAAGUACAACGUUGCUAUCAAAUGUGCCACUAUAACUCCUGAUGAGGGUAGAGUGAAGGAGUUUGGACUGAAAUCAAUGUGGAGGAGUCCUAAUGGGACAAUCAGAAACAUUUUAGAUGGUACUGUAUUCCGUGAACCUAUUAUGUGCAGCAAUAUCCCCCGGCUUGUUCCUGGUUGGAAAAAGCCUAUAUGCAUUGGUAGGCAUGCCUUUGGUGACCAGUAUCGUGCCACUGAUACAGUAAUUAAAGGGCCAGGAAAGUUGAAAAUGGUUUUUGUCCCAGAAGAUGGAAACGCACCUGUGGAGCUAGAUGUAUAUGAUUUCAAAGGCCCAGGUGUCGCACUUGCUAUGUACAACGUAGAUGAGUCCAUUCGAGCUUUUGCUGAGUCAUCUAUGGCGAUGGCAUUAACUAAGAAAUGGCCACUAUACUUGAGCACCAAGAACACAAUUCUCAAGAAAUAUGAUGGCAGAUUUAAGGACAUAUUUCAAGAAGUUUAUGAGGCGAAUUGGAAGCAAAAGUUUGAAGAGCACUCAAUCUGGUAUGAGCACCGCUUAAUCGAUGACAUGGUGGCUUACGCAGUCAAAAGUGAAGGUGGCUAUGUCUGGGCUUGCAAAAACUACGACGGUGAUGUUCAAAGCGAUCUUCUUGCCCAAGGGUUUGGCUCAUUAGGCCUCAUGACCUCCAUUUUGCUGUCCGCUGAUGGGAAAACACUCGAGUCGGAAGCGGCUCAUGGAACAGUAACUCGGCAUUUCCGACUGCACCAAAAGGGACAAGAAACCAGUACUAACAGCAUAGCCUCCAUAUUUGCAUGGACACGCGGCUUAGAACACAGGGCGAAACUGGAUAAGAACGAAAAAUUAAUGGAUUUCGUGAAGAAGCUAGAGUCGUCAUGUGUAAACACUGUUGAGACAGGGAAAAUGACCAAGGAUCUUGCCCUUUUAAUCCAUGGUCCCAAGGUGAGUAGGGAUUUGUUUUUGAACACGGAAGAGUUCAUUGAUGCAGUAGCCUCUAAGCUCAAAACCCAGCUCAAAGAGCUUCCUCUUGUCUGAUCUCAAAAGAAGAAGAAAAAAGAGCUUCCUCCUCUGGUCUGACCAUUCCCGGGAAGUGGGAACAAUACAAAAAUAAUGCUCGCAACAAUUUCAUAACCUAACAUGAAAAUAAUAUUGGUGGGUUUGAAUGAAUUUUUUGUUGGAAAUAAACGUUUUUGUUUCCAUUUUCCAAAGCUGUUUUUAGAAUUUGAGUGACAGUAUCUGUUUUCAAUUUAUUAUCAAACACUAAUUUAUACAUACACUAAAAA
Messenger RNA from Arabidopsis lyrata subsp. lyrata, 1871 nucleotides. RefSeq names its product isocitrate dehydrogenase [NADP], chloroplastic/mitochondrial. Gene Ontology annotation, biological process: isocitrate metabolic process. Gene Ontology annotation, molecular function: NAD binding; magnesium ion binding; isocitrate dehydrogenase (NADP+) activity. The transcript has 15 exons. The record is from RefSeq and is a predicted model, not a curated record. Bases 145 to 1623 code for a protein of 492 amino acids. NCBI's taxonomy places the organism in Eukaryota, Viridiplantae, Streptophyta, Magnoliopsida, Brassicales, Brassicaceae. Gene Ontology annotation, cellular component: mitochondrion.